Molecule: messenger RNA, 384 nt
Organism: Dioscorea cayenensis subsp. rotundata (Guinea yam)
Lineage: Eukaryota; Viridiplantae; Streptophyta; Magnoliopsida; Dioscoreales; Dioscoreaceae
Exons: 1
Coding region: 1-384 (127 amino acids)
Source: RefSeq, a predicted model, not a curated record
AUGGCUUCCAACCAAGAUAAUCAUGAAGUCCAUAACCUUCUCACAUCCCUCAACAACCACCAAGAAAUAGGCCGGAAAAACGCCGGGGAGUCCGGCAAUAGUGUAAACAUCAUCACACUUGCAGGAGCUAACCAAGGUGCCUCAAUGAGAUCAGCAAGAAUGGAUCAUGAAAUGGUGAAUGAUAAUGGAGUUUUGUAUGGCUUUGAGGAUAAGUUGAUCAUGAAAGCUUGUACUAAUAGUAAUUUUCAGGCUGUUACUAACUGUUUAAUGUUAAAAGGGAGAUGCACUGCUGGAGAUCCUGGUGUGCAUUUGGAAUUCUCUGAGGACUUUGUAGAUGUUCAUGGAGAUGACAAGGAGAAGAGAAAUGAGAGUAUCAUUAGAUGA